Nematolebias whitei (Rio pearlfish) is the source of this 1980-nucleotide messenger RNA. It is a transcript of the gene haus3, whose product is annotated as HAUS augmin-like complex, subunit 3. The record is from RefSeq and is a predicted model, not a curated record. Gene Ontology annotation, biological process: spindle assembly; centrosome cycle. The transcript has 5 exons. Bases 4 to 1980 code for a protein of 658 amino acids. NCBI's taxonomy places the organism in Eukaryota, Metazoa, Chordata, Actinopteri, Cyprinodontiformes, Rivulidae. Gene Ontology annotation, cellular component: HAUS complex; mitotic spindle; centrosome.
AACAUGUUAAACAGUACCCAGUUUGUGGAGACGCUGGGCCGUCUGGGUUAUCCUGGUGCAUCUUCACUGAAUAAUUCAGAGUUUGAUUGGCUGUUUGACUGCGCCCCAGAGAACCUUCACUUCUUGCGCUUUGUCUGUCGCACCCUCAACCGGAGUAACGUUCUCAGCACAGAGGAGGUGGCUGCGUUUCAGGAACUACAGAAGUCUGGCAAGCCAAUUCUGGAUGAAACUGCUUUGGGUGAGGUCCUUAAAACCAUCGGACCUUCAGAUGGGAACAGCACAGAUGUCUUGGGGUCAUUUUCUUUUUCAUCCUCUGGGUUUACACACGAAGAUGACUUGGCAAUAGAAGACCUGGAGGCAGAACUCGAGGCACUGAGUAAGGAGAAAGAGUUGAAGCAACAGCGUUUCAAGAAGUUGCAAGCUGUGGCCACAUCCCGUGCAGAUGUUGACCUGCAGCUCACAGCAGAGCUGGAUAGCGAUGUGUGUAAGCUAAAGGAAGCCAGUGCUUUAAUUGCAGCUGAGAAUACUGACACCAACACAUUGUUACAAAACCUAACAGAUAAGGUGAGCGGGCUGGCCUCCUAUUUCCCUCAGCCAAAAACCAAGCAGAAAGAAAAUUCUAUUGUCCAGUCAAACACCUCCAUCUCCCAAAGACCUGCUGUCCUUCUCUCUCAGCUCACGUUUGAUCCCUACCUGCAUCAGGAAGAGCUCAACACCAAAACUCUUGCUGCCUUCACACAGAAAUUUUUUUUCCAGGGUAUUUCUGACAUAGUUGAGACGUCUUGUUCUGAGCACUUCCAGGUCUUUGACCUCAGUUCUUGUGAGGAUGGAGGAGACCAUGAGAUUGAGUGUAAGAGGGGAGAACGUGUGGAUUGUGCCGUGGAGGGCAGGAGAACAGAGAUGGCCAGACUUCAGUGGGCACAUGUUGUAGCUCAGCAUCAGCUGAUACAAGCCAUAGCAGAGGAGAAGAGCAUUAAAGCUGGAUUAGAGUGGCUCGCAGAAAAGGCUUGUCAUACUAAGAGCAUUUCCACUUCCUCCUCUCUGAACAUGCGGGAAGUCAUGACCAGAAAAGAGCUGCAGGCUGUAGAGGCUGAACUAGAAGCUCUGCUUCAUGGACCCGUCCCUGCUGCACUCAGAGAGUCAGCCAGGCUGCUUAAUGUUCCUGUUGUCAGAGGAGACCUGGAGCUCCAGCUCGCCAGGCAGAACUUCUACACUUCCAGGCAGGACCAGGUUCGUGACUACUUACUCCGUCAGAAAGCAUCCUUUGAUCUACUCCUUCUGGCUCAUGAGAUAGAGCUGAGAAGGUGGCAGACGUGUCAGAAGCAGCUGGGUGAAAUUGAAGGCCGACUGUUGAAGGAAGGCAAAGCUUCAUCUUUAAGGAUCGAGUCUUUGGCGCACCCAGACCUGGCAAUAAACCCAAGACCCAACCCCAUCAUCAGCUGCAGGGACGCUGCUUUCAGCAGACUGCUCCAGCUUCUUGAGCAUGAUUCAAGCCAUGGCCGAUCCGAGCCUUUUCGAACUUACGAAGCUUUGGACCAGGCAGCUCACAAUUUGGUGACCAACCUCCAGCUGACCCGAGACUCUCUGGCCGGAGCCCGCCGUGAGCAGCGCUACACUGCAGCCCGUCUUUAUGGUGACUGCGAGGCACUCUACAGGGCCUCUUACACAGAGCUCCAGCAGCUGGUCGUACGCCCGCAGGUAUGUCCAACAUCCAGUGCUGACCAGGAGCUCCUUUGCCCCAAUGCACAGGAGCUGACACUGAAGCUUGUGGAAGCAGAGUCUCAGUUGCAGGAUCUGCAACAGGUAAUGCAUGAAAUCCUGGCAGAAAUCAAAGCCAAGCGAUCUCAACUAGACCGUAACGCCCUUCUUAGACGGGAGAGGGAACUGUACAUCUUCUUCCACUUGGAUCCUCAGCUUUUGCAGAAAGUAGUGGAAGAUCUUGAAAGCAAGACGGCUAACAGAGGCAGCAGUGACGCCUGA